Malassezia japonica is the source of this 456-nucleotide messenger RNA. It is a transcript of the gene RPS13, whose product is annotated as ribosomal 40S subunit protein S13. Bases 1 to 456 code for a protein of 151 amino acids. The transcript has 2 exons. Lineage: Eukaryota; Fungi; Basidiomycota; Malasseziomycetes; Malasseziales; Malasseziaceae. Gene Ontology annotation, biological process: translation. Gene Ontology annotation, cellular component: cytosolic small ribosomal subunit; nucleolus; ribosome. The record is from RefSeq and is a predicted model, not a curated record. Gene Ontology annotation, molecular function: structural constituent of ribosome; small ribosomal subunit rRNA binding.
AUGGGUCGCAUGUACUCCAAGGGAAAGGGCAUUAGCUCGUCUGCGCUUCCUUACCGCCGCACUCCCCCUUCGUGGCUGAAGACCAGCCCCGAGGAGGUUGUGCAGCAGAUCGUGAAGCUCGCCCGCAAGGGUGUUACCCCCUCGCAGAUCGGCGCUCAGCUCCGUGACUCGCACGGCAUUGCGCAGGUCCGCUUCGUGACCGGUAACAAGAUCCUCCGUAUCCUCAAGAGCGAGGGUCUCGCUCCCGAGAUCCCGGAGGACCUCUACCACCUCAUCAAGCGCGCCGUCAGCGUCCGCAAGCACCUUGAGCGCAGCCGCAAGGACGUCAACGCCAAGUUCCGCCUCAUUCUCAUCGAGUCGACGAUCCACCGUCUGACCCGCUACUACAAGACCACUGGCGCUGUCCCGCCGACUUUCAAGUACGAGUCGUCGACCGCCUCGACUCUUGUGGCGUAA